Messenger RNA from Gorilla gorilla gorilla (western lowland gorilla), 4102 nucleotides. It is a transcript of the gene QTMAN, whose product is annotated as glycosyltransferase like domain containing 1. NCBI's taxonomy places the organism in Eukaryota, Metazoa, Chordata, Mammalia, Primates, Hominidae. Gene Ontology annotation, molecular function: glycosyltransferase activity. The coding region runs from base 1544 to 3067 and encodes 507 amino acids. The transcript has 13 exons. The record is from RefSeq and is a predicted model, not a curated record.
CAGCAGAUUGGUAUUUUAAGAGUCUUAGAGUUAUGGUGUAUAUAAACCUUGAUUUCAUCAUGUGUCAUUUAAUGACAGGUAUGUUUUGAGAAAUGUGUACUUGUGGGAGUAUCAUAGAAUGUACUCACACAAACCUACAUGGUAUAGCCUACUUCACACCUAGGCUAUAUGGUAUAUAGCUUAUUAAUCCUGGGCUACAUCCCUGUUCAGCAUGUUACUGUACUGAAUACUGUGCCUAAACACACCUAAACUUAGAAAAGGUACAGUAAAAAAUACGGUAUUAUAAUCUUAUGGGACCACAGUUGUAUAUUCGAUGUUUUGUUGACUGAAAUGUCAUGUGAUGCAUGACUAUCACUUAGGAAGGGAAAUCCUAUCACAUGUAAUAAUCUAAUUCCAGCACGCCCGAUCUCACAUUUCAAAGUGGACCUCAAGUGCAUGAGUCCUGAAGUUCUUGCUGUGGUGCGAUGAAUUUUUUACAUCCCAGAGCACAGUGUUUAGUGUAGACAUUUAGUAAAUACUUGUUGGCCUGUGCGCGCUUUCCUGGUAGGCGCUUCGUGAAAGUUCGGCUAUGUCCUACUCAUCUGUGUAUACCUGUUAUCGUGUGUAGUGGGUACUCUUUAAAUGCUUAUGAUCUUGUAGGGCUUAAUCUAAUUUUUGAAGGUAGCAGAGUGCCUGGAAGUCCUGAAUCAUGAUAUAGUAAACUUGAAAUAACUCAGUUCCUUUUUUUGUGUUGAACCAGGUAUGCUGUUAGGUUGAAUUCCAAUAUUGAAAGAGGUAGCAGGUGUCAGAUACUUUAGAAAAAUUGGGGGAAGAAACUUCACACUGCGAAUUUUGUUCUGUAACUUAGGUUAGUCACUCUGAUAUUGGGAAAGAACAUUAUUUUAGUAAUAGAACACCUUAGGUGAGGUAAAAUAAUACAAUGUUUCCAUGAGAGCAAAGUGUGACAACCUGAAUUGAGUGACCCUCUGACUGUUACCAUAGGCCACGUUUUACAAUUUUGGUUUUAUUUUAUAAGGAUAUGUUUUUCAGCAUAUAGACCUUUGUAAGGAACGUAACUUUACUUCAGAGUUCGGACUACCUUGGCAAAUUGUCCCAAAUGAUAUUUUAAAUAGUUUUAGGUUGUAUUUGAUAUGUUAUGCUUCUUGUUGGUAUUACAUGAAGAACACUGUGUAUUCUUUUACUUGUAUUCUUACCUCUUCUUUUUUUUAAUAUCAGAAUAAUAGCAUGUUUUUUAUUUUUAUUUUUUUUUGAGGCAGAGUCACACUCUGUCACCCGGGCUGGAUUGCAAUGGUGUGAUAGCAGCUCACUGCAGCCUCCGCCUCCCUGGUUCAAGUGGUUUCCUGCCUCAGCCUCCUGAGUAGCUGGGAUUACAGGAAUGCGCCACCAUGCCUAGGUAUCUCUGCAUUAGCCAGAUUGGACAUAUGUAAAGGGACAUCAGUAUAUCUGGAUCAUCAGAUUGUGCUUCAAGAAGACCAUAGGGAAGAACGCAUUUUCAUCUUGCUGCAAAAGUUGCAAUAGAAGAUCUGAAGAUUUGAAUGGGCCAAUGAGUAUCCUCAUCAUUGAAGCAUUCUAUGGAGGCUCCCAUAAACAGCUGGUGGAUCUUCUUCAAGAAGAGUUAGGAGACUGUGUCGUUUAUACCCUUCCUGCAAAGAAAUGGCAUUGGAGAGCCCGGACAUCUGCUUUAUAUUUCUCUCAGACCAUUCCCAUCAGUGAGCAUUACAGGACCCUCUUUGCAAGUUCAGUGCUUAACCUGACCGAACUGGCUGCCCUUCGGCCUGACCUUGGGAAACUGAAAAAGAUUCUGUAUUUUCACGAGAACCAGUUGAUAUAUCCUGUCAAGAAAUGUCAGGAGAGGGAUUUCCAAUAUGGAUACAACCAAAUUCUUUCAUGCCUGGUGGCUGAUGUGGUUGUAUUCAACUCAGUUUUUAAUAUGGAAUCAUUUCUCACUUCCAUUGGAAAAUUUAUGAAGCUGAUUCCUGAUCACAGACCCAAGGAUCUGGAAAGCAUCAUCAGACCCAAGUGCCAAGUUAUUUACUUUCCCAUCAGGUUUCCUGAUGUGAGCAGCACCUCUACCAGAGUUGGAACUGGGAAAGAGAAAGGAAGUGUUCAGACAUGUGCCUAUUUGCAUAGUCACGUCAUUGAAUUAAUGCCAGGACAGCACAAACAUUCUGUCCAGUUCUAUAGAAAAGCCAGUUUCACCCCAUCAGUAAGAUUCAUGCCCAAGCACAAAACAACCCAUUUAAAGAAGAUGCUCGGCCUUAAAGGAAAUGGCGGUGCGGUUCUGUCCAUGGCCCUUCCUUUUCAGCCAGAGCAGAGAGAUUCAGAGGAUUUAUUGAAGAAUGUUAAUUCAGAGUGUGAUACACACUGUGGCCUUGAUACUGCACGACAAGAAUAUGUGGGUAACUCAUUAAGACAGGAAUCAGACUUGAAAAAGUCCACCUCGUCAGAUAAUUCAAGCUGUCAUCAUGGUGAAAAUAAACAAAAUCUGACUGUUGAUCCCUGUGACAUUUUGGGUGGAGUUGAUAAUCAGCAAAGACUGCUACACAUUGUCUGGCCUCACAGGUGGGAGCAUGAUAAAGAUCCAGAAAGCUUUUUUAAGGUAUUAAUGCAUCUUAAAGACUUAGGACUCAAUUUCCACGUGUCUAUACUUGGAGAAACCUUCAGAGAUGUCCCAGAUGUUUUUUCAGAGGCCAAAAAGGCAUUGGGAUCUUCUGUCUUACACUGGGGCUACUUACCCAGCAAAGAUGACUAUUUCCAAGUACUGUGCAUGGCUGAUGUUGUCAUCUCAACAGCUAAGCAUGAAUUCUUUGGAGUGGCAAUGUUGGAAGCUGUGUACUGUGGGUGUUACCCACUUUGUCCUAAAGAUUUGGUUUAUCCCGAAAUAUUUCCAGCUGAAUAUCUGUAUUCUACACCUGAACAGCUUUCAAAAAGGCUCCAGAAUUUCUGCAAGAGACCAGAUAUUAUAAGAAAACAUCUCUAUAAGGGUGAAAUCGCUCCGUUUUCUUGGGCAGCCCUACAUGGUAAAUUCAGGUCUCUGCUUACAACAGAACCUAGGGAAGAUUUGUGACAGAUGGGGCUAAGUCACAAACUUGCAGCCUAAGGCAGAAUCUGAAGAACUUUCCAGAGUGUGCCCAUAUUUACCUGAUCAGAGAGAAAAGAAAAUCUGCAGAGGAAGCUGAGCCUGGCUGCUUGUCAUAGCUGACACAGAGCCAUCUGCCACAAACCUGUGGCGGCUUCAGAUCUCCAAUCCCUGCCACCACCCCAACUCAAAUUAAAUACAGAUUCCUAGAGACGUUAUGAUGGUUACACAUGUCCUCGGCAUCACAUGUAGGAGACUGUUCAAAAAAAAUAUGUGGCCUGUUGUAUAACCGCACUCAUGUAUCCCAUAUGUGGUGCCACAUUGAAUUUCCGGUUGAAUCCGUUUUUAUCCUUUGUACUGGAUGACAUGGUGCCUGAAUUCUUUCUUUUCGCCGACACGAUGGCAGCCAAACUGCAGCUUCAAACGCUCACACUUGGCUGGGUUUCUACCUAGGUUGCCAGGUUAUCAUCGGAGCCUUCUUGUGUCCUCAAAGGGCCACGAGGCCUGAAAGGAGGAUCAGAAUGCUUUGGGAUUAAUUGGGCAGCCAUCGCAGAAUUGUUUGUGGGCAAAGGGCUGCUUUAGCACUUUUCUUUUAGCAAAUUAAUGGCUCUCAGGCACAGGGGGUUUUAAGUGAAGGUAUUAAUAAGAGGUCUGGCAGGUAUUCCCAUGAUUCACAGAGUUACAUUUGCAUUUAAUUAAUCUUAAAGAAAGUUGCAAGAUAAACAGCUGUAAUUCGGACAAACAUGACAAACACAGUGAAGCCAACUAUCCCAUAAAAUGAACACUGACAUACUUGUUUUAAUUUUUUUCCCAGCGUAGAAAUAGAAAAAUCAAAAUACUCCUAACAAAACCAGUAAUUUUGAUAGAAAUAUUUCUCCAACAUACUUGCAUCCACCUACAAAUAUAACCUUUUCAAGAUAAAUCACUUAUGAUUCCAAUAGUCAAACUGCUGUGUUUGUUGAUGUAAAGAUGUUUUGAAUGGCUAGAUGGUAAAAUAAAUUUUUAAUUAAGUACCUACUGCAA